CUCCCCCUUUCCCUCCGCCUGCAUUUCUUCCCCAGGAACGAGAUCUCGCCAUCCUCGCAUUGCGUACAGACAAUGGGGGCCGAGAAGCGCUCCAAAGGCGGCUGUUUCGGCUGGUUCCUCGUGCUCGUCAUCCUCGCGGUGGUGGCGGCCGCCAUCGUCAUCACCGUCAGGAAGAGAUCCGACCAUCACGGCGGCGGCGGCGGCGAGGCGGCUCCCGUCCCCGGGCCGCCCGGCGCCAUCCAGAAGAAGUACGCCGGCGCUCUCAAGAUGGCUACGCAGUUCUUCGACAUCCAGAAAUCUGGUAAACUGGGAGAUAACGCUAUAUCCUGGAGAGGCGAUUCGGCUCUUGAUGAUGGGAGCGAAGCCGACAUAAAUCUUUCUGAAGGAAUGUUCGAUGCCGGUGAUCAUAUGAAGUUUGGUUUCCCAAUGGCUUUUACUGCCACGGUGUUGUCGUGGGCGAUUCUUGAAUACGGGGAUCAGAUGAAUGCCGUAAAUCAGCUGGAUACUGCCAGGGGCUCGCUCAAGUGGAUUACGGACUACCUUAUCAAUGCUCACGCUUCGGACAAUGUGCUCUAUAUUCAGGUCGGUGAUCCUGAUUUAGACCACAAAUGUUGGGACAGGCCUGAAAGUAUGACCGAGAAAAGGCCUCUCACUCAGGUGAACACCUCUGCUCCAGGAACGGACGUUGCAGCUGAAACUGCCGCAGCUAUGGCUUCGGCAUCUCUUGUCUUCAAAACAGUCAACUCCACGUAUUCAAGCACGCUCUUAAAGCAUGCUGAACAGUUGUUCACUUUUGCUGAUAAAUAUCGAGCUUUAUACAGUCUCAGCAUCCCAGAAGUGCAGACAUUCUAUAAUUCGACUGGCUACGGAGAUGAGCUCUUAUGGGCUGCUAGCUGGCUUUAUCAUGCAACCGGGGAUCAGUCACACCUGGAUUAUGUUGUGCAAAAUGGAAAUAAAUAUGCAAACUUUGGAAGUCCAACUUGGUUUUCUUGGGAUAACAAGCUUGCUGGAACCCAGGUUCUGUUGUCCAGGUUGAGCUUUUUUGGUGCUAAUGAUCUGUCAAGUUCCAUAAAGAGUGGCCUUCAGAGUUACAGAAAAACAGCGGAGGCUGUCAUGUGCGGUCUCUUUCCAAAUUCUCCUACAGCUACAACCAGCAGGACAGCUAGUGGUCUUAUAUGGGUCAGUGAAUGGAACUCUUUGCAACACCCUGUCGCUUCUGCCUUCUUAGCAACUAUAUACAGUGAUUACAUGCUCACAUCCCGAACUGCAAAAAUCUCAUGCAGUGGAGAAACCUUCGGGCCUUCAGAUCUUCGGAAAUUUGCCCAAUCUCAGGCUGAUUAUGUCUUAGGUAAUAAUCCUAUCAAAAUGAGCUAUCUGGUGGGUUACGGUGACAAGUACCCGCAAUAUGUGCACCACAGGGGAGCUUCUAUCCCUGCUGAUGCCACAACGGGCUGCAGCGACGGUUUCAAGUGGCUGAACUCAACCGAUCCUAAUCCCAACGUGGCCAUGGGAGGACUCGUCGGCGGGCCUUUCCUGAACGAGACGUACAUUGAUUCCAGGAACAAUUCCAUGCAAGGGGAACCGAGCACUUAUAACAGUGCUCUUAUUGUGGGCUUGCUCUCAGGUCUGGUCACCACAUCGUCAGUUGUCCAAUCCUUCACCUGAGGAGCUCUGAGUAAAUAACUAAUUACAAUCUUGUAUUAUAUGUAGCCUUAUGGGGUACCCUAAUUUUUAGUAGGUCUGGUACUAUUAGUUGUUUCUUGUUACUCGGUUUACCUCAUCAUAGGUUCUUGGCUCUACUACAGUAAGCAUUCAUAUGCGUUAUUUGUAGUCAUUUUCAAAUAUAAUGCCAUGAGCUUUAUCAGCAGAGUCUGGCCAAAAGGAAAGAAAGAAAAAAAGCCAGGAGAAAUGUACUCUGCCUAUGUUGUAAACUUUGUCACAGAAGAGGCAAAGCAAACGUGAUUAUUGUGCAUUCAACUGCUGGUGCAUAGCCAACAGAUAUUGUGAAUGAGAAUUCAUCUGUUUUUCUGCA
This is a messenger RNA of Syzygium oleosum, 2032 nucleotides long. Its product is annotated as endoglucanase 2-like. Gene Ontology annotation, biological process: carbohydrate metabolic process. Gene Ontology annotation, molecular function: hydrolase activity, hydrolyzing O-glycosyl compounds. NCBI's taxonomy places the organism in Eukaryota, Viridiplantae, Streptophyta, Magnoliopsida, Myrtales, Myrtaceae. Bases 73 to 1665 code for a protein of 530 amino acids. The transcript is spliced from 6 exons. The record is from RefSeq and is a predicted model, not a curated record.